This is a messenger RNA of Mytilus trossulus (common blue mussel), 1416 nucleotides long. RefSeq names its product NAD-dependent protein lipoamidase sirtuin-4, mitochondrial-like. NCBI's taxonomy places the organism in Eukaryota, Metazoa, Mollusca, Bivalvia, Mytilida, Mytilidae. Gene Ontology annotation, cellular component: nucleus; mitochondrial matrix. The coding region runs from base 437 to 1366 and encodes 309 amino acids. The transcript is spliced from 4 exons. Gene Ontology annotation, molecular function: NAD+ binding; NAD-dependent protein lysine deacetylase activity. The record is from RefSeq and is a predicted model, not a curated record.
UGUGUUUUGUCGUAUUCGAGGGUCCCUGAACGGUUCGGAGUUUAAGACAUCAGAAUACAUUUCCGUUGUUUAUAUUGCGUAAUCACAGAUAUAUUGCAAAAUUUCUUUGGUCAAGUCAAUAAUAAGAAGAUGUAAAAAUACUCUUGGCAAACAUAGAAGUACAUGUAUAAGCCUGCAAUCAGAAUAACAAAGAGAAGACAAAGAACAAACACAGCUCAAGCUAUCAUUGGUUAUACACAUGUUCAACUUUUAAUUAUACACCUGGACAAUUUCUAGAUCUUUAGUACAACAUAUUCAUAAUAUUGAAAUAUAAACAUACAUGAAAAAUAUUAUCACUUUUUUAUCACAUAUAUGUGCAGAUUCAAGAGCUGUCAUAGUUUUAAGUUCCAAAUCUAAGGUUUAGUCCUCUAUAUAAAAGUGGUAUUCAAGUAUAGACAUGAAUUCAAUCAAGAAGUACAAGCCGCUGGUAAAACAAUUCCGUCUAUAUUCAGUAUUAGGAACAGCUCAGUCAUCAAGGCCACAUUUCGUGCCACAACAUUCACCUGCAAAUGAGGAUGACAUAGAUAAAUUUAAGGAGUUUAUUCAUAGUUCUAAAAGUCUGUUAGUUAUAACAGGUGCUGGGAUAUCCACAGAAAGUGGUAUUCCUGAUUAUAGAUCUGAAGGUGUGGGACUAUACGCCAGAAGUUCAAAUAGACCAGUCCAGUAUCAAGACUUUGUAAAAAAAGCAAAUAUACGGCAAAGAUACUGGGCAAGAAAUUUUGUAGGGUGGCCUAUGUUUUCAUCUGUAUUGCCUAAUAAGACACACAAGAUUUUGAGUGAAUGGGAGAGAGAGGGUAAUCUUCAUUGGUUGGUGACUCAAAACGUUGAUGCUCUACAUUACAAAGCAGGAAGUAAAAAUCUGACAGAACUACAUGGAAGUGCUCACAGAGUAGAAUGUUUAGAAUGCAAACACAUGAUAUCUAGACCAGAACUUCAGGAUAUGAUAAAGGGAGAUAAUCCUAUGUGGUAUUCACAAUCUGUAGACAUGGCACCUGAUGGAGAUGUACAACUUAGUCAAGAACAGAUAAAUGGAUUUAAUGUUCCAUCUUGUGAGAAGUGUGGUGGAGUAUUAAAACCUGAGAUUGUAUUCUUUGGAGAUAAUGUUCCAAGACCUAGAGUAGAAUUUGUAUUUGAUAAGGUCAAAGAGUCAGACAGUCUUCUUGUACUUGGAUCAUCACUGGAGGUUUACUCAGGAUACAGAUUUGUAAAUGCUGCUCACGAACAGAAGAAACCCAUAGCUAUUGUUAGUAUAGGACCAACAAGGGCAGAUAAACUUGUCAACCUUAAGAUAAACACUAAAUGUAGUGAAAUUCUAGACCAUAUAUGAUUGAAUUCUAUUUAUAGAUGUGAUAUUUUUUAUUAAAUUAUUUUAUUAGA